Myxocyprinus asiaticus (Chinese sucker) is the source of this 3298-nucleotide messenger RNA. Its product is annotated as protein mono-ADP-ribosyltransferase PARP12-like. The coding region runs from base 82 to 2076 and encodes 664 amino acids. NCBI's taxonomy places the organism in Eukaryota, Metazoa, Chordata, Actinopteri, Cypriniformes, Catostomidae. The record is from RefSeq and is a predicted model, not a curated record. The transcript is spliced from 12 exons. Gene Ontology annotation, molecular function: NAD+ poly-ADP-ribosyltransferase activity; metal ion binding.
GAGCAGCACCAGUUUCGGUUUCGUUUCUGUUUAAAUGCCUCAAACCAUUAGCUAGACGCAGGAAAUUGAUCAUCUUCGAACAUGGCAUCUAUCGUGUCUAACAGCAUAUAUCACUUUCUCUGUAAAAACGAGGGCUGUUCGGAUUUUGGUAAAGUGGAGAGUAAUUUACGGCAGAGUUUUACGGUGGCGGAUCAGGUGUUGUCUCUGGUGCUCGAUGAUCAGGAGAGGUUUGUUGUAAAAGAGGAUGAAGACUCGAACGACACCAAGUCCUUACUGCCUGCUGACAGUCUGAUCAUUGCCAAAACCUCCCUGCGAGUGUGCAAAAAUGACAAAUGUGUCAGCUGUGAAGAUCUGCACCUGUGCAGAUACUUUGUGUGUGGAAACUGCAGAUUUGGAACAAAGUGCAAAAAUUCCCAUGACUUGGCCUCAGCACAUAAUUCUGAUCUUCUGAGGAAGCGAGAUCUUCAAGGACUUACAGGUGGACAGUUGUUUCGACUUCUUCUUCAGAAUGAUCCCUUUUUACUUCCAGAGGUUUGCUCCCAUUACAACAAGGGAAAUGGAGAGCAUGGCAGUUGUAAGUAUAAAACAUCUUGCACCAACCUGCACCUGUGCCAGCACUUCCUGCAGGAUGACUGUAAAUUUGGAGCUGCAUGCAAAAGAGCCCACAGAUUUGAUGCACAGGCUCAGAAAAUCCUCAACGGCAGAGGGAUCAGUCCAGAAAACAUGCACAAACUCCACAAGAUUUACAAGAACAAGUUUCUGAUCACUUCCCAUGUAAAACCUGUCAAGAAGAGAGCACAAACAGCAGCUCUACCAGCAGUGAGAGAGCGCACUAGACAAAAAUCCAGCAGUUCUGUCAGUGAGGCUGAUCACAGUGAGAUCUGUCUCUUUUUCUUGCGCACUGGAUGUAGUUUCAAAGACAAGUGUGUCCGUGUUCACCACCAUCUACCGUAUAAAUGGCAGAUUUCACACUCGUAUGAAAAUACGUGGACUGACCUGCCAAAUGAAGAGGAGAUUGAGAAGGCGUUCUGUAGUCCAUCUAAUGAUUUGAGUAUUACUAUGAUCAACAGAGAAUAUCUGGAAAUGAAUUUUAUCACAAUGACAUGUGAACAAUCGAAAAUCCGUCGCCUAUCUACAGCAUCAUCUGUUACUAAACCCCCUCACUUUAUUCUGACUACUGAAUGGCUGUGGUAUUGGAAGAAUGACAGUGGGGGUUGGACAGAGUAUGGCAAAGGGGAGGAUGCAAAACUUGUGGCCUCGGUCACUUCAGAAGACCUUGAGAAGCAUUACCUGGCUGACAGUGAGAAGGAAAUUACAUUUAACUCAGAAAACCAUAAAUACACUCUCAAAUUUAAAGACAUGUAUCAGCAAAAUCAGAAGUACAAAACUGUUAGAGAGAUUCGAAGGAGACCACGUUUUGUGUCUGCCCAAGAAAUCAAGAGCAAAAUAAAGAGAAGUGAGUCUCCAGAGAGCUCAGCCUCUUCUGUGGAAGUUCCUUCUUACUGGGACAAAGGAGCUCUCCCUAGCUUCACCUACAAGAUUGUUCCUCUGCAAAACUCUUCCAAGGAAUACAAAAUGAUGUGCUCAAUGUUUAGUAGGACGAUGCCCAGUAGCAUCAUUCACAGGAUUGAGAGAGUGCAGAACCAGUCUCUUUGGAGAGUCUUUCAAUGGCAAAAAGAACAAAUGAUUGAGAAGAAUGGAGGGAAGGUAGUAGACCAGCGUUACCUUUUCCAUGGUACGGAUGAGUCUCUGAUAGAAGCCAUCUGUGAGCAGAACUUUGACUGGAGGAUCUGUGGCAGUCACGGGACACUUUAUGGGAAAGGCAGCUAUUUUGCCAGAGAUGCUUCAUACUCUGACAGAUAUGCAAAAUCCAGAACCAAGACCAAAAAGAUGUUUGUGGCACUGGUGCUAGUCGGAGAGUUCACAAAGGGUAACAGUAGUUUAGUCCGACCUCCACAGAAGAAAAGCAGUCUGAACCUUUACGACAGCUGUGUUGACAAUGAAACCAAUCCAGCUAUUUUUGUAGUUUUUGAGAAGUACCAGAUCUAUCCUGAGUACAUCAUUGAAUACUCCUAAUUUGUAGUACGGUUUCAAAACAUGUUUGAAUAUAAAACAUGAUGAUACUGUAAGCAACACUCACUUGAAAUUUUAGCACUUAUUUUAUCUUAUGAUCUAACAUUUGAAACUCUGUUACACAAAUGAUUUAUGCUUAGGCUUACAUUACUGAAAAAUAACCAAAAUCUUGAACUCUUGAGGCAUUUGUUUAAGGCAAUCAAUACAAUACAGCAGGUUUUUUUUUAUUUUAUUUUUUUUAUGUAAUUAACUUUAGUAUACCCUCUAUGACAGACUCUGUGGUGAAAAUGGCAAAUUGUUAAGUAGAAUAUAUCAGAAUUUGAUGCAGAUUGCUUAAUGCAUUAGGUGCAAUAACUGUUCUUGUUGCAAAGAAAACAAAAUAGACAGCCAGGUACAUUUGUACAACCUGAUACCGUAUUUAACUUUACACAAGUGCCAGUGAUUAUAAAUCAAUAGUCACAAUUUUUAUUGCGCUAUAUUUUAAAGCACUGAUUUUUGUGCACAAUUCAAACAAAACAAGAUUUAGUUGAGAGCUGGCAAAAUAUGGCACACCUGAGCAUUAAUCUUGCCUAUUUUAAUCAUUUCAUUUUCAUGUUAGUUUUGGCUGUUGACAUUGUAUUGAUUUAUGAUUUAUUAGAUGUUUAUAUAAUUGAUGUGAACAUACUGUACAAGACAGGCAAGGGCAAGUAGGACAUUUACUAGGUAUCGGUAAAUUAUUAGGAGACACAAGAAGCAUGCGUGUCAUUGACUAUGGAGACCUUUGCCACUGUGAUCUGAUGGUAAGCUUGAGAAAUGAAGGGUGUGAUUGUGACAGUCUAUAAAUAACAAGACAGCAUGUAAAGCUGAACGAGGCUUAAAGACUCGGACCACUUUUCAUCUUAUAUUGGUCAAGAACCACCUGGUUAGACAGGAAGUUGCUGUCUGACUGAUAAGCAAACUGUGGAUGGUCAUUUGACUUGUUUUGUGAGGUGUGCUUCUGUUAAGCAAACCUCAAAAAGCUUAGUGGUUUAAAACUCAAGAAAUCAUAACUAUUCGUUAAUGUUCCUGCAUUUGAGUGUUUGUUAUCAAAAUAAUGCAACAUUGAUUUUAAAAAUGAAUAAAAAAAAUAAACCCAUUUAUCAAGUCGUCAUUUUUAUUUGUAUAGCACUUUUCACAACACACAUCGUUUCAAAACAGCUUAAAUGCAUGAACAGCUUCAUGCAUUUAAAAAAAAAAAAAAAUUAAA